AACGUAAAAGCCGAGGAAGACUGGCUGGACGAGCCCGCCAGAUUUGUAGAGCGUAAACAGUAGUGUCGGAUGUCCUUUUUAAUUACGAGUACAUACGCCAUAAAGAAGAUGUUUUUAACUUUGUAACGGUUCCUACGUCUUCAAUGACAAUGACUUUCAACGGAAAAGGAUUUGGAGAAUCAUCUCUCCUUUGUGGCAGUUCUGACAGUGAUUCUAUCAAAGUCUUCAUCCGAGUGCGACCUUUGACCCACGGCACCGGGCUGACCACAGAUGGAGACCAGAACCUAUGCCUCACAGUCACGUCACCCAACACCAUCCGUCUGCUAUCUAAACCAGAGCCGCGGACCUUCACUUAUGAUCAUGUUGCUGAUACGGAUACAUCUCAGGAUUCUGUCUUCAACAUUGUGGCCAAGAAUAUUGUGGAAUCCUGUAUGAACGGGUAUAAUGGGACCAUAUUUGCUUAUGGACAAACUGGCUCUGGAAAAACAUUCACUAUGCUUGGGCCAUCAGAGUUGGAUAACUUCACAGAUGAAAUGAGGGGGGUUAUUCCUCGCAGUUUUGAGUAUCUGUUUUUCCUCAUCAACAGAGAAGUAGAGAAGUCAACAAAAUCCAAGAGUUUCCUCUGCAAAUGUUCAUUUAUUGAGAUAUACAAUGAACAGAUUUAUGACCUGUUGGACACAGCGUCUGCCAGCCUUUUUCUGCGAGAAAACAUUAAAAAAGGAGUGUUUGUUGAGGGAGCUGUGGAGAAAUUUGUAAGCUCAGCAGCGGAAGCCUAUCAGGUUUUGUCCAUGGGUUGGCGCAAUCGACGUGUGGCCUCCACUUCCAUGAACCGUGAGUCUUCAAGGUCUCACGCCGUGUUCACUAUGACGCUGGAGUCCAAGGAGACCAAAAAUGAGGUGGUGAACAUCCGAACUUCUCAGCUGAACUUGGUGGAUCUGGCAGGAUCUGAGAGGCAAAAAGACACACACACAGAGGGCUCCCGACUCAAGGAGGCCAGCAGCAUCAAUCGCUCCCUCAUGUGUCUGGGCCAGGUGAUCAUGGCACUGGUGGACGUGUCCAAUGGGAAGAACCGUCACAUCUGCUACAGAGAUUCUAAACUCACCUUCCUUCUCCGGGACUCUCUUGGUGGAAAUGCCAAAACUUACAUCAUAGCCAACGUCCACCCUGGUUCAAAAUGUUUUGGGGAGACGUUAUCCACUUUGCACUUUGCACAGAGAGCAAAGCUGAUUAAAAACAAGGCUGUUAUCAAUGAAGACACACAAGGAAACGUGAGACAACUGCAGGCUGAAGUGAGGAAGCUGAAAGAGCAGCUUGCUCAGAUGCAGGGAUGUCAGGGCGUUCAGUAUUCCAGAGAUGUAGCUCCUGGAGGACCGGAAUUCACCAUGGGUUUACCUGUUGAAGAUAAUCAAGAUCUGCAAUAUCAAACAAAGUAUUUGGCUGCUGUUCGACUGUGGAAGAAGACAGAGGAGGAAAGAAAGAUGAUGCUCAAGAAAGUGGCUCAGCUCGAGGAGGCGUGGACGCAAAAAGACAGAUUCAUUCAUUCCAGCAGAAUGAUCAUCCGGUUUCGAGAAGAUCACAUUUCUCGGCUUGAAAAGAAGGUGAAGGCAGGGCAAACCUCCUUGUCUGACACCGAGUCCCAGGCUUUGAUCGACCAGUUGAAGGAGGAAAUUAAAAUCCUGAGCGAUCAGGUUGAGCAUCAUCCAAAAAUGACUCGAUAUGCAGCAGAGAAUUACAGCCUCAGAGAAGAAAACCGUCAACUGCGUUCUCUUGAUUCUGUAAUGAAAGCUGAAGAGUAUGCAGCCCAUAUUGCUGCUGAGCUCGAAGAAGUCCUUCAGAGGACCGCGGACUCAGAACUAAAGUCUUCAUCGGUUUCGUCCAUUUCUAUGGCAACAGAUGCAGUUUCUGCAGCUGCUGUUGAGAAGCUGAACGCUAAACUUCUGCAGAAGCAGUCGGACUUAACAGCUGCCCUCCAGGCCUUUGAGGAAUACAAAGACGUCACCAAGAAACAGUUGUCCAAGUUAGAGUCUGAGAAAAGAUACCUGGAAAAGUCUAACAGGCAUCUGGAAAACAUUUUGGAAGCCACACAUGCUUGUAAAAAACAGGAAGUUUCUGAACUCAACAGAAUCCAUGUUGAAACUUUGAAAAUUCUCACCACACCCACCAAAGCGUAUAACCUCCGCUCCCGCCUGGUGCCGCUCUCCAGCCCUGAACACCUGAACGGGAAUGAUGGGGACGGAGACAACAUUUGGGCGGAGCAGCCUCCAUCAGAAAUGGCUGAGAUGGCUUUGACAGAGGAGCUGCGCCAAGUGCAAGAACAAGCCAGUCGUGUUCAGACACAGCUGAAUGAAGAGGAGCUGAAGAACAGCAAGCUGAUGCAGCAAAUAGCAAAACUAGAGGAGCAAAUGGAUAUAAUAUCCAAAGAGUCUCAUCACAAGGAUGAGAUGCUUGCAGUUGAGAAAAUAAAUAAAAACAAAGACCAGCUUGCCUUUGAGGAAUCCAUUAACAGUCUGCAAAAGAACCUUCAGUCCGAACAGCAAGCUGCAGAAGUCCUGAAGAGUGAGAUCUGCGACCUACGCUUGAUCCUACAGUCUUCAGACAAGGAGCUGUCCUCUGUGAGGAAGCAGCUCAAAGAUCGUCAGACUGAGCAUCAGCAGGAGAUGAGUCAGCUCUCCAGCAGUUUGAUCAGCACACAGCUCCAGCUCGACAAAGUCCAACUGGAGUGGGAGCAGCUUUUGGAACAACAUCGAACUUUACAGGAUUCCUUUGACCAGUUGCACGCUGAGUCCAAGUUUGACUCUGAUCAGGCCAGACAGCAGCUGCAGGACAGACAGCAGGAGAUCGAUCAGCUGAAAGCCGAGGUGUUGAAUUUAAAAAAUUCCCUGGAGGCUGAGCAAGCUCACACAAACAGUCUGAUCUCCCAGCUGCAAGAAAAAGAGAGCUCUUCAAAAGAACUCAUUGAAACUGUGGAGCAGAACACACAACUUAGAAAACAAGUCUCAGACCUGACGGUGACAAACCACCAACAGUUGUCCAAACUUGCCGAUCUGGAGCAGAAUUUAUCCACAGCCAAUGAGAGGAUGAAAAACCUGGAGCAGAAGACAGAACAGGACAAAGAUGUUCUUUUAGACCUCAUGAACCAAAUCCGUGACCUCCGCAGUGAACUGAGCCAGAAGGAGGAAGCCUUCAGCCACGUGUCUGGAGAUGUCCAAGACAUUACAGCCAAAUAUAACACUGCUUGCCUCGAAAGGGAAAACCUCAGGGAACAAAACUGUAAGAUGCAAACAGAAAUCUGUGAUCUUAAAGAACGCUUAGAGAGGAGCGUAGCUUCCAAUAAAAUAGAGGUAGAGAUCUUGCAAGACGAAAUGACUUAUGCGACUGAGGAGGUUGACAGGCUCACCAAGGUUUUAGGAGAGCAGGACGGCCUCCUUCAAGCUUCACAAGAGCAAGUCGCUGAGAAAGAGCUCAUUAUCAAGAGCUUAAAGCAAAAGGUUCAACAGCAGCAGGAAGCUGUUGAGAAAACAAUAAGAAAUGGAGUUUUUAAACCUGCUGAGCUGACAGUCACACCAAAGUCCCUCCCUCGAACUCCUGCUACUCCAGGCAGCUUCAGCAGAGAUCUGUCCCAAAUGUUGGAGAGCCAAGAACGCGAGCUGGAAAGUAGACGCUCCUCUAUGAUAACCAUGGAGGUUCUUCUAGCAGAACUGAACGCUGAGAGAUCUGCAAAGAAUGAGGAAAUCAUAAGGCUCAAGGAGGAACUGGCUAGUAAAGAAACGGUUCAAAUGGAGAUUCAAGGUUUGCUUGACAAGUUCUACACCAAGCAGGAGCAGAUGAACAGCAUAAAUGGAAAUGAUUCUUGUGAGAAGUUAAAUGAAGCCAUCAGUCAGUCCUUGUUGAAAGAACUGGAUGAGGAAAGAGCAGAGAAGAGCAAAAUAAAGCAGAAACUUUAUGAUACCCAAAAAAGACUACAAGCACAGGAGUCUAUGUUGGCCCAGUCUCAAACCUGUGUCCAAGAACUGACCAAUGAGGUGAAAAACCGCUGUCUGGAGUUGAGAGAAAUGAGUCUCAGGAUACACGAUGAGGAGAAACUGCUACAGGAGAAUGAGGUUCUUCGUAAGCAAAACAUUCAGCUCUCAGAGGAGAAUGGAAAACUUGUGGGGCACAAGAACCACAAACAGAGGAUUGAAUAUCUCGUUAAGCUGAAAAAGGACAACACUCGACUUCAAGAGGAAAAUGAAAAGCUGCGAACAGAGAUUUCAUUGAUGCGAGACAACACAGAGGAUCCACAGCUGGAAAUGAUUCUGGGAUCUAGCAGAAAUCUUUCCUAGUCAACAAAUGGCUCUAAACUCUGUAAAAGGUUUUUAUUCAACUGUUAAAACUUGAUAAAGUGUUAAAAAUAAGAUGCAUAUGCUCAAUUUUUAGGAAACAUUGUUUGAGCUUGUUUUGUUAUUCUCAUCCAACAUUUGUACGUACAUUUUUCUGUUACCUGCCUCUCUCAAUUGUCUGGUUUAAUGUUACAGUUUCACAUCUAUACUGACAUGUACAGACAGUAGUUUGAGAUAUUAUAUUCUUUUUCUUGCCAUCUUUUUUGUGUUUGCUUUAUUAUGAAAUAAAAAAACGUCUCCAUUCUUAA
Oryzias melastigma (Indian medaka) is the source of this 4627-nucleotide messenger RNA. It is a transcript of the gene kif15, whose product is annotated as kinesin family member 15. The coding region runs from base 144 to 4322 and encodes 1392 amino acids. Gene Ontology annotation, biological process: microtubule-based movement; mitotic spindle organization. The transcript has 35 exons. The record is from RefSeq and is a predicted model, not a curated record. Lineage: Eukaryota; Metazoa; Chordata; Actinopteri; Beloniformes; Adrianichthyidae. Gene Ontology annotation, molecular function: microtubule binding; microtubule motor activity; ATP binding.